Molecule: messenger RNA, 4376 nt
Organism: Marchantia polymorpha subsp. ruderalis
Lineage: Eukaryota; Viridiplantae; Streptophyta; Marchantiopsida; Marchantiales; Marchantiaceae
Source: the annotation of a GenBank genome assembly
CACGGCCCCUGCAGAGCUCUUCUCGUCUCCUCUCGCUUUGCACCGACACCUCCCGUGAAGGGAACUGAGGGCCAGUCGGAUUGUGACGAGGCCAACGUCGAAAUGGGAGAUGGAUUCUUGGUUUCCUCGGGGGACGACAGGGGACGUUGAAUGUAGAGAGUGGUAAUUGGCGUUGCUAUGGAAAUCAGAUGCGAGUGCUAUACAGAGACGGGGAGUUGCCGUGCUGGAAUUAGUGAAUUUUCCGGUGGAAAGCGUGAGGGAGCAGCGGUGUGUGUUGCCGAGAUGAUAAGCGCACCGGGAUAUUCGUGGAUUAUGAGUGGUUUGCCUUCCUCUAUGCUGGUCUAGGAAUGCGCUGCUCCGUCUAGUCAGAGAAGAACCGGGGACGUGGAACUCUUGACUUUGGACCAAGGUUUUGGGAUUUUCAUGUUUCCAUCUCGACCAAACAUCUCGUUGCUUCCCGUACUUCAUUAAAAGAUUUGUGUGCAAGUUCAGAUAUCAAACCAAUUACCGGAGCUCUGUGGUUGAGUUUCUGAAGAGCUGAAGGACUCAAUUUAAAACUUUGAUGGUGGAAAGAUUCAGUGGAAGCAACUGAAAAUGUGGCCAAGCGAUGUUGGGAAGCAUUUGAGGCGCUUCUCGUACUUGUUAAUGGAAGAAGGAGAUCAUUAUAUUCAAGACUGGAUAGCAACAUGUAGACAGGGCUCAGCAGGGGGUUCGCAGAGACUACAAGCACAAGCUUGGCAACAACGAAGUUUAAGGGGACGACUACGCCUUUGUGCCAAAUGUUUGUUUUUUGAGCCAGAUUAUGGCAAAGCCCCAAUAUUGAUGUUUCGAUUUACCGAUGUAAAGAAGAUAGAGCAGUUUGCUGAUCCGCCUUCGUCUCCUUUAUCGGUGGGCAAAUGGAACAAGCGUCAAGAAGGAUUUGCUAUGGAAACUUCUAUGUCUGUGGAGAUGAAGGAGAAUGGCUUAGAUGCUCCGUAUAUAUUUCAAAAGAGAGUCAGCAUAUGGUGGUUCACUCUCGAGUAUUCUACUGUACAACCAUUAUUGCAACAGGUGCAGUCACUCCUUUCCAUUAAUGCCCUACCAUAUGCGGAGAGGAACAUGGUGUUACAAAAUGCAGCGGCUCAAAGAGAAGCCCAAGCACAAUUUGACAUAAGCAGAUUAGUGGAUCUCAGUGAACGUAUUAUUCUUGAUUACACCGCUGCACAGGUAACGCCUCUUGUUCGAGAACCGGGACGAGUUGUGCUAACUCAAGCGCGACUAUACUUUCAGCCUCUACACAACUUGAACAAUGAUAACCCCGUCCGUUCGCACCCUUUCAGCUCGAUUGUUGCUGUUGCAAGGCGGCGACAUGCCUUACGCCAUAUAGGCAUGGAAGUGUUCUUCAAAGAUGAGGGGCAGGUUGUUAGAAACAUAUCUAGUGGCACCUUCACCGGCGGGGCAAGUGUGUUCUAUACCUUUCAAAGUGUACAAAAGCGUGACGCAGCCGUGUCAACGUUGCUCGAACAGUUGGGGGGACAUAAGGGCGCAGCUGCCGAAGCUGGAUCGUUACUGGAGGCUGACGGCUGCUGGCUUCAACGCCUUACUGCUGCUUGGCAGGCAAGGCUGGUCUCGAAUUAUGACUAUCUUGUUUAUCUCAAUCUAGCGGCCGGGCGUAGUUUUUGUGAUUUGACACAGUGGCCCGUGAUGCCGUGGGUUCUUUCUGAUUACAAGAGCAAGAUCCUUGACCUCUCAGAUCCUUCAGUAUUUCGUGACUUGUCGAAGCCUAUUGGAGCUCUCAACCCCUCUCGGCUUGCCCUCUUUCAGCAACGUUACUUACAGAUGCCUCAAGGAGACCCCUCGUCACCUCCCUUCCUGUAUGGAACGCACUACUCUACUCCAGGGUAUGUUCUUUACUGGGUUGUUCGAUCUGCUCCAGCACAUAUGCUUCGACUUCAGAACGGACGUUUUGAUGCGCCAGAUAGACUCUUUGUGAGUAUGUCGGAGUCCUGGGACAGCGUACUUAGCAAUCACGCUGAUCUGAAGGAGCUGAUUCCUGAAUUUUAUUCUCCUCCUUCCGAGUUCCUUACUAUCAGAAAUGAUUUAAAUCUUGGCGUACGACAAAACGGAACAGCUGUGGGUGAUGUGGUGUUACCUCCAUGGGCUAAAUCACCGGACGAUUUUAUUGAGAAGCAUCGACAGGCUUUGGAAUCUGAGCACGUUUCUAUGCACGUUCAUCAAUGGAUUGAUCUAAUUUUUGGUUACAAGCAACGUGGGGAGGCAGCCCUAGCAGCGGACAAUCUUUUCCAUCACCUUACGUACGAAGGAGCUGUAGACCUGGAAAAAAUUGACGACCCAACACAACGUGCUGGUAUCGAAGCGCAGAUUAACGAAUUUGGACAAGCGCCAAGACAGCUUUUUACUUCCUUCCACCCUGCACGCUUUCAGAGGUCGAAACGAAGAAACUUGACAAUCUCGCUGGCCAACAACCCUCAUGGAUCCGAUGAAAAUUCUGGAGGUCUCAGCCCCAACUUCUUGUCUCGGAUAAUGGCACUGGCUUCUUCGCCAAAUGUUGAUCCCAUUGAAGACAUGGAGUUUUGCUCCAGGGAUAGCAUACCUGGUACCCCUUCUCAAGUGUCUGAACUAUCUGUUUUGACCUCUCCUGAUUCAGUUGGGUUUGGGAAAGCUGAAUUUACGCGAACUCUAUCGUUAAAAUCUUCUGUUGAAUGGGGUUCGGACGAGAGCACUUCUGACGUACAGGAUGUCGAUGAGCUCAAAAUGGCGAGUCUUACAGAAAGAGAGGAAUCAUUUGCGGAUAGUGCUCUUUACGGAGAACGCCCUCCAGCUGCGAUUCAGAAAGCAGAUGAGAACGCGGAGGCAUUUAGAAGCUUAACAUUAAGUGAAGGCCCUGACGUGUCUCUUGAAGACACUACAGUCGGGAUUACGAUUCCCGUUCAAGGGUUCUCAAACUUUGAAGAGAAUUUUAAGACAAAAGGAGUUUUGCCAUGGUUUCAAAUGUUUAGACAGAGACUGUCUGAACCACAGUCUCUGAAACUACACCGUGGACCUGUCAACGCGCUAACGCUCUCGGCUGAUAAUGCUUCUGAAUCUCUCACCAUGUACUCUGUUGGAAAAGACGGCUUCAUAAAGGUUUACUCUAUAUCAGAGGGUUUCCAAGUUCGUGCAACAAAACUGGGAAACCUGCCACUUGCCGCAGUUGCUCUAGCAGCAAGCAGUGAUGCGUAUCCAACUGUUCUAGCUGGUUCCUACGACGACUGUGUAUACGCCUACUCAGUUGACUACGGCCGCGCGCUCGGCAAGAUAAGAGUGCACGAUGAUACGGUCUCGUGUGUGGAAGUAGCUGGAACCGGAAAUCUGCGAAUGAUAACAGGUUCAUGGGACGCAACUGUCAAGGUGUGGAGUAUCGAAGAAGGAAGAGGUGGAUGGGCAGCCUCCUUCAGUAGCGUCAGCGGGAAUACUGAACGUGUUCCAGAGUGCGAGAUAUUUGAGCACGAAGUUGCCGUUUGGUCUUUAGAUGUUUCCGAGAAUGGUCAUCUGGCUGUUUCAGGCGCUGAAGAUGGUACAGUGAAAGCUUGGGAUUUACGAGCUUCAACAUCUUCAGUCUGGCAAUAUGGUGCGGGAACAAAUGCGAUAACAGGUUUGAGGCUUACAGAUGACAGCAGUAAUGUGGUCGUUGCAUCCACGGAUGGCAGUCUGCGUGUACUGGAGAUGAGGCGAAGUGGAGCAGAGCUUGCCAGCAAAGAUUGUGGAAGUCCUUUAAAGUGCUGUGAUAUCGCUGGACCAUUGGUUAUUGCCGGGAGUGAGGAUGGAGCGCUUCACUUUUGGCCUUUCGGCUUACAAGAUCCUUCCGGUUCUUCUGGUGAGUUAGAGGUGGCAAAUGAGUUUCUUGACUAUUCCCCAUUUCAUGAUCAUACAGAUGCUCUUAACUGUAUCUCGAUUGGGAGGGGUAGUCAUGGAUGUGAUGCCACUCUUGCGUCAGCUUCCGACGACUGUACUAUUCAGGUGUAUAGAACCGGGCAAACAUGAUGCCCCAUAGUCAUACUCGCAGUGUCUGAUUCCAUCACCGUGUAAUAGGAAAUUGUACAGGUCUGAUUUGAUUCGUAUUAAUACCCUUCAAAUUUAGGGUAACUGUCUUCUCUAAAAAGAAGUCCAUCUCAAGCAAAACCUGAAUCAUUCUGUACAGACUUUGAAAUGUCUUCUCAGCCCUCGUCACAAAGUCUCAAGACUACUCUCCAACUGAUGCCUCCAAUCAUGAUUCCUCUCUGCGUACGACGUUAUUGUCACGUCGUAUUUUCAACUUUUUCCAUUUUUCUCACAGUCCAAACGCAGAAGAUCAGUUUAUGAUCGCAUAUGUAUCCUUUGAAUUCAGUAAAAAAACU